Molecule: messenger RNA, 4461 nt
Organism: Gasterosteus aculeatus aculeatus (three-spined stickleback)
Lineage: Eukaryota; Metazoa; Chordata; Actinopteri; Perciformes; Gasterosteidae
Gene: ret
Product: ret proto-oncogene receptor tyrosine kinase
Biological process (GO): homophilic cell-cell adhesion; cell surface receptor protein tyrosine kinase signaling pathway; protein phosphorylation
Cellular component (GO): plasma membrane; signaling receptor complex
Molecular function (GO): ATP binding; transmembrane receptor protein tyrosine kinase activity; calcium ion binding
Source: RefSeq, a predicted model, not a curated record
UGAGGAGCGAAGCAGAGGAGCAGCGAGCCUCCUCCCCCUGGCCAGAGAGCCACAGAGCCACGGAGCCACUGAGCCACUGAGCCAUCCAUCCACAGAGCCAUCCAACCACAGAGCCAUCCAACCACUGAUCCAUCCAUCCACUGAUCCAUCCAUCCACUGAUCCAUCCAUCCACUGAUCCAUCCAUCCACGGAGCCAGUCCGCCCAGCAGUCUGUGGGACGCUGAGGAUUUCAUCCCGGAGCCGCGCGCACACCGACACUCACCGCUUUGCGCGACCUUUUGAUUCUUCCUUUUUUUUUGUUGAGCGCGCGCGCGUGUUGGUCGCUUUUUGAGGAACUUUUUUUUCCAUCUCGUUUUUAUUCAGAAACUUUCACUUAUGGUUGGUGAAUAUGGGGUCACGUUGUGGUUUCUCUCGGGGAAACGUCUUCGCGCUGCUGCUGCUGCUGGAAGGAGCGACGGGGCUGUACUUCCCUCAGAAUGAGUACACUGAGACGGUGUAUGUUGGCCAGCUGGCAGGGACGCCGAUCCUGCAGGUCCACGCCAUGCUGGACAGCGACUCCGAGCGCUCGCAUUUCUACCUGUGCUGGACAAACCCACUCAGACGUCCGGCCUACAGCUCCUGGUUCAAUCUUGACAUCAACACGGGAACACUGUCCUUGAACAAAACCCUGGAAGAGAGCGACUUCGCCUCGCUACAACACUCAUGGUCUGUGAAGAAGUUGUUCCUGCUUGCCAUGGUGAUACCGACCUUCACCAGGAAGUCCCAGUGCAUCCGAAACUCCCCUCGGAUCACCCUGGACUUUGUCAAUGCCACGAUGCCUCAGUGUGCUCAGACGGAUAUGAAGGAGCUGUGCUUCCCUCACAGAGACACCUCCAACCCCCACAUCAUGGAGAACCGGUUCCCCGGGGCUCUACGGCAACUCAGGCGUCUCACCAGACUCAACGUCUGCCCCAACUACACCAUCACCUACAACGUGGAAUCAGAUACUCCAGCGCCGUUUGCUGUGAACGAGAACACCACAGAGCUGGUGGUCACGGCUCCGUUGGACCGCGAGGAGAGCGAAUGCUACCGACUCCUGCUGGUUUGCACAGUCCGGACUGAGACGCUCAUCACCAAGGUGGAAACUUCGCUGGAUGUGUUCGUCGACGAUGAGGACGACAAUGCGCCGUACGUGAAUGCAACGGACACAGCGGAUGUUAUCAUCAGCUUCAAUCGGACCAAGGGGGGCUCCUUUGGGGGCUUGUUUGUCUUUGACAGGGAUUUAACCCCCGUCUACCCCAUAGACCAGAGUCAGAAUAAGUAUGUGGGGACCUUGCUCAACAAUGACCCAUGGGUAAAGGAAACCUUUGCCAUAAAAGGCACCUUCAGUGAAAAGAAAGCAGCUCUUGGUGGAAUUCGAGAGACCGUCCACGACUACCAGCUGGUCCUGAAGAGGAACCUGUAUGUGACUGAGAACCGCACCCUGCAGCUCGACUACCUGGUAAAUGACACCACCUACCCCGGCCUGGAAGGAACAGUGCUGCUGCACUUCAACGUCACCAUCUUACCCGUCCACAUCCGCUUCGCCAACGUCACCCACAUGUUCCCUUUGGCCCGCAGAGCCUCUUUCUACGCGCAGGUCGGCAGAGUCUGUGUGGAAAACUGCCACCGCUUUGAUGGCUUCAGGGUCACAUACCGGCUCCAGGUGCCUGAUAAGAACGCGUCUGCCGACGUGCAGUCCUGCUAUGCAGCCAUCAGCAUCACCCAGGCCCCGGACGACAUGUGGGGAUUGCUCUAUGUGAACGACUCGGAGGUGCUGUGCAGGCCAGAGUGCCAGGACCUGCAGUACCUGGUGGUUGCCGAGGAGGAGCACACACAGCUCGAGGCCAGCACGCAAAUACACAUCAUACUGGAUGCAAACAAAGCCAGUCAGGAAAGCCAGCCGUACCUGUCCUGUGCAGAAAACAGACGGCGAGGAGACUGCGAGUCGGUCCGAGGCCUCGGGGCAACGACAGGGAGAUGCCAGUGGAGGCAAGGCACUGAGAAAGGAAUUUCUGAAAAUUACUCAACCUGCUCCCCGGACCUGCGGACAUGUCCAGAUAGCUUUUGUGAUGCAGUUGAAAGCAAAGAUGCGUCAAUAUGUCCUCAAGACUGCACAAAGGAAACUGUUACCGGAGGUCAUGAACGGGGCUUGAGGAACGGGAUCCAGGCUGGAUACGGAACCUGCUACUGCUACUCUGAGAGAUGCUUUUGUGAGAAGGAAGAUAUUCCGGAGGCGAAAUGUGACGACAUGUGUAAGACCAUCAUCGCCACGGCGCUGCUCCUCUCCUUCAUCGUCUCCAUCCUCCUGUCUUCGUACUUCCUCCACCGGUACCACAAGAACUCGCCUAAGCCCCCCAUCGCCUCCGCUGAGAUGACCUUCCGCCGGCCAGCUCAGGGGUACCCCAUCAGCUUCCCUGCAAACAACCUUCGCCGCGGCUCGCAGGACUCCAUCGAGACAGAGACCUUUAAAAUACCGGAGGAUCCUAAGUGGGAGUUUCCUCGUAAAAACCUGGUACUCGGCAAGACUUUGGGCGAAGGAGAGUUUGGGAAAGUUGUCAAGGCAACGGCAUUCAGGCUGAAAGGAAAAGCAGGUUACACCACUGUGGCUGUGAAAAUGCUUAAAGAAAACGCCUCUCACAGUGAGCUGCGUGACCUGAUGUCAGAAUUCACUUUACUGAAGCAAGUCAACCACCCGCACGUCAUAAAGAUGUACGGAGCGUGCAGUCAGGACGGUCCACUGCAUCUGAUCGUGGAAUAUGCCAAGUACGGGUCACUCCGCAACUUCCUGCGCGAGAGCCGCAAGGUCGGCCCGAGCUACAUGGGGAGGGACGCCAACCGGAACUCCAGCUACCUGGAGAACCCAGACGACCGGGCGCUCACCAUGGGGGACCUGAUCUCCUUCGCGUGGCAGAUCUCCAGAGGCAUGCAGUACCUGGCCGAAAUGAAGCUCGUUCACAGGGACCUCGCAGCGCGAAACGUUCUGGUAGCCGAAGGGCGAAAGAUGAAGAUCUCAGACUUUGGCCUCUCCAGAGACGUGUACGAAGAGGACUCAUAUGUUAAGAGGAGCAAGGGCCGUAUACCCGUCAAAUGGAUGGCAAUAGAGUCCUUGUUCGAUCACAUUUACACAACGCAAAGUGACGUCUGGUCCUUUGGUGUCCUGCUAUGGGAGAUAGUGACACUGGGAGGAAAUCCAUACCCAGGUAUCGCUCCUGAACGCCUCUUCAACCUACUCAAGACCGGUUACAGGAUGGAGCGGCCGGAGAACUGCUCGGAGGAAAUGUAUAAUCUCAUGCUUCGCUGCUGGAAACAAGAAUCAGAAAAGAGGCAGACGUUCACAGACAUCAGCAAAGAACUGGAGAAGAUGAUGGUGAAAAGUCGGGAUUACCUGGACCUCGCAGCGUCCACGCCAGCCGAUGCCCUGCUGUACGACGACGCCCUCUCUGAAGAGGACACCCCACUAGUGGACUGUAAUAACGCCCCUCUCCCUCGAACCCUCCCCUCCACAUGGAUUGAAAACAAGCUCUAUGGCAUGUCAUACCCCAACUGGCCUGAGAAGAGCCCGGUACCACUCAACAGACAUGAUGCCACUAAUCCAGUCUUUACAAGAUAUGCCAAUGAUAGUGUUUAUGCAAACUGGAUGGCUUUGCCUUCACCCGCAAAAGCUGUGGACAAGCUCGAUAGCUAAAGACAAACCAACACUGUAGAAAAGAUGACUAAUUAGUAGAUGUGUAUAUUUCUAUAAAACUGUACAUAUACAAUCUGAUGCUAAAGUUGGGUCCCUUUUUAUUUCUGUUGCACGGGUAUUCAAUGUGUAAAACUGGGGUCUUUUUGCUGCAGAAGCGGCAGGAUUGAUGUAGACCACGCUUCAUUCAGCUCGUCAGUAUGUUAAUUAUUACCUCACGGGUCAUGUGGGCCAAGUUGUAUCACUGCAUGACUAUUGUACCAGAUUGUAUGCCAGUGUCAAUGUCUUUUAAGUGCCUGUACCGCUUCUACAAUAGCCUCCAAUUAUUAAAGUGCGACUGUGAAGAUCUUGUUCCGGCCCAGGAAUUGAAAGGGGACGUCUUCACCCUCUCCCGCUGUAGACAGCUGGGAUGGAGUGGAAGAAAGCAAAAGGCUUAACUUGUUGUUAAAAAUGUAAAGUUUCUACUUUGGAGCAUCGUCCGUUUUGUGUUUCUCCCGAUAGACGUUUUAAGGCUGUUCUUGCCAAAGAAAAAGUACCACAGACACAAUGAGUGAACAGUUUUAUUUGUUUCUUUUUUUACAUGAAAGAUAUCAACUAGUGUGUGCUACUCCAGCGUAAGGACAUGAGACUUAAUGUAGAUUGUGACCUUGUCCCUGUCAGACCACAGCAAUCUCUGUAGAAGAUGAUUAUGUAAACUAAUGAGUGUUAUCAUGUUGUUAUUAUUUGAUUAUGUUCCAAUAAACAAUACAAAUGUGCAA